Cryptomeria japonica (Japanese cedar) is the source of this 3783-nucleotide messenger RNA. Its product is annotated as ribonucleases P/MRP protein subunit POP1. Gene Ontology annotation, biological process: tRNA 5'-leader removal. The transcript is spliced from 10 exons. Gene Ontology annotation, cellular component: nucleolar ribonuclease P complex; ribonuclease MRP complex. The record is from RefSeq and is a predicted model, not a curated record. The coding region runs from base 652 to 3450 and encodes 932 amino acids. NCBI's taxonomy places the organism in Eukaryota, Viridiplantae, Streptophyta, Pinopsida, Cupressales, Cupressaceae.
UUAAACAUCAACGAAUUCAUCAACCCCACUUUCAAAAGACUUAUACAAACGCCCUCUGCAACGUCACAAGUAGCAAGACCUCGAUUUUUCUUUAUCUGGAUAUCUAAAACCUUAAACCCUGAAAAAUGGACAAAUAAGAAACCUGAAAUUGUUGGGCCUUCCGCUUGUAAUAUUUUUACCUCCGUUUUUUUUUUUAAAUCAUUCCGCAUGAGACCGGACUGUGAUGAUUCAACGGUCCGAGUUCACAGACGUCUAUGUAUAGCAGACCAAAGUUCUACAGAGCUUACUAAAAUUGUUCAAAAUUACAGUAUAUAAACUGCCGAAUGAUUUCUUUAAUGAUUUCCAAACAUUUUAAGUCGUAGCUGAGGCGUUUUACAAAUAAUGAUUUGCUCCUUUUCCGUAAACGAGGUUUUCCAUGUUAGUGUUUAGUAGUUUACAAAAAAUAUCACACACAUUCUAGAAUCAGGGUGUGUUUGAAGGAACACUUGCUGACAAUUCGUGCUCAGAAAGGGACUUUUUUUUCAAAGGUAGAGAAAGCUCAAUGCAUUCAGAGAGAUAAUAGAAAUAUUUGGGAUUUUAACAAAAUAAGAAUGGAUUUAUUUAUCAACUAGGUUUUUUUAGGAUUUUCAUUUAUCAGUUAGGGUUUCAAGGAUGAAGCGCCCUCCACCUGCCUUGAAUGUAAAAAGGCUCGCAAAUGCUAGAGCUCCGGAGGUCGAAGCUUUGUACUCUAUUAUCAAGAAGAGAAUCCGUAAAAGGAAAGGACCGGACGAUGGAGAGCAAGAUGAUAAUCAAGACUUUGCCGUGCCCAGGACUGAGCGGCGCAGGACUACCGGUUUCAUUAACCGAAAGGCCAAUUUAUGGAAGAAAAGGAAGCGAGAUGCUCUGAGGCGGUCCACUCGUUUCAAAAUUAAGGGAGAGGAAGAGAGGGACGGAAAGGCAGACACGGUGAAGAAACUCUCCAGGCGUGUUCGCCGAAGAAUUGAGCUAAAGGGCGGGAGCGAUGGCGGAUACGGAUGCUCCACUGAUGGUACUAUAAGACUUGCGACGCAUGUCUGGCAUGCCAAACGGUUCACAAUGACUAAGAAAUGGGGUUAUUAUCUUCCUCUGGGACUUUUUGGCAGAGGCAGAGGAUCAAGGGCUGUGUUGAAGUGGUCAAAGUCCACUGCAUUGUUGCAUGAUGCAAGCUAUUAUAGCGCUGUUCAGCUGGAGGGUCCCGAGGAUUCACUACUGAAUGUCUUAAGAAAGGUACUUGAGCCUUCUCCACCUUUAGUAGAAACAAUGUCAGAGAUGUUGAUAGCUGAAUUGUGUGGACUAUGCUAUGGGACUGCAAUGUUGCACAAAGUUGGGGAGUCACCCUAUGGAUCAAUUACGCCCGUAACAUAUUUAUGGUGCCCAUAUUCUCCUGAUGCUUUUAAAGCAACAGUAGACAGAGACAUGAAAGACAGAAGCACUUAUAAUGAUAAAGAAAAGAAGCAGAACAACCAGACACGAUAUUUGUGGAUAUGGAUCCAUGCUGCUGCUUUUCAUGAUGCAUUUAAUUCAUUACAGUCUGCUUGUCAGAUACAGAGUGAGGAAGAUGGCACAAUACUCAUGUGCUUAUCCAGACAACAUGACCUUGGGCGGCUGGAUGUUAUUGGGUCAAGGGCUUUGAAACUACUGCAAAAGAUAUUGCACCCCAUUUCUAGGUUGAAUAUCAGUGCUGAAGGGUCUAAAUUUGAAGGUUCUUUAGACUUUCAUGGACUCUCAGUUUCCAGAAUUUUUCAGCUUCCAGAAGCAUAUCUUUUGGAGAAUGCUGAUAAGUUGCCAGUGAAUGCUGUUUUAUCUAUGGAUAUUCAUGAUCCUCGUGAUAGUCUUGCUAUGCAAGAAAAAUUUCUUCCCAAUGUCUCUUCUGUGGCUAAACGUGUUGAGACUCAACAAACCUGCCCUACUGUUUCUUGUGAAGUCAAGUCAGAUGUUAGUAGUAAAUUACUAGACUCAGAAAUGUGCGGAAAGUGUGGAAAUGAAGAAAUCACCAGUAUGUCUGAUGACACGUGCUCUUUCAGUGCAUCCAAAGAAGAGUCCCAAAAGGCAUUUGACACCUUUUCUGAACAUGUACCUAACAAGACAUUAUGGAGUUCUCAAAAAGAGGGUUUUUCUCUAGGCAUCCCUCUGAGUGAGAAUAUUCUUAACCAGAAGCGCCAUCUACAGCGUCUAGACUUCUUUUACCUAGAUAAGGGUGAUCAUGGAAACAAAUCAAUGGAAGGAGAGCAAGGACGUUUUAGCAGAUCAUGCCCUAUUAUCCUUUUGAAGAAUGAUAAUAAGAAGCCUUCUGCUUGUGGAUGGUCUAUUAUUCUUCCAGUAAGCUGGGUUCGAGCCUUUUGGAUUCCUCUUGUCCUUGGAGGAGCUCGAGCUAUUGGAUUGCGGGAGCGACGGUGGCUGUCAAGUGAUGCAGGAGUAUCAUCAUUUCCGUAUGACUUUCCUGACUGCAAAGCAUACUGUGACUAUAUGAAUGAGGAAACUGCAGCAUAUGAAGAAAUGAUUGCUAGCAGGCCACCUUCUAAAAGACCUCCCGCAAUUUUACUUCCUCCACCAUGGAAUUCUAUACAAGGGUAUGUAAAAAGAAAAUACAGUGGAAGUGCGGCCCUGCUAGCAGAUAUUACUAAGCAAGAGAGUGAGAAAACAGAAUUAGUGGAAGUACAGAGACUUCACUCAGUGAAUUCCCUACAAGACAAGCUCGCAAUUCCAGAGGUUAUAAAUAAAGAAGAUUUAGGUAGCCAAGGUUUUUCCUCAAUACAUGAGAAGAAAUUUAUUUUUCCUGGUCUUAUAGCCAGGACAUCAGCAAUAUUGAAGCAGCAUUUGAGAAGAGUUGGUGGUCUUCACCUCCUCCUAUUUCCAGACACUCAUAGUAGUCAAAAGAAAGACUAUUCUCACUUACUGGAUGAAGGAAGAAUUUGCUGGAGAUUGAAAGAUGUGAAUAAUAUAAUUCUUGAAAAUGAACCUUGCUUUUUGAAAGUCCUCCUUUAUGCUCCAGGAAAAGGUCUUUUUGAGGAAGGUGCUGUCGUAUGUGCACCAAUUGAGAAUGACUUUUCCUUGUGGUGCUCAAAAUCUCGAGGAUGGCAAGGGCUUGACAUUCCACCUACUUUGAGGAAUGCAGAAUGCAAUCAACAGUGGAUAACUAACAAAGAAAUGGGGCAAUGGGGAGGCAUUGUUUCAAAUUGUGGGCAAGAAAAUUUGCGGAUGCCAAUAGGCUUUGUGACAACAGGUGCCUGUCGUGGAAGUGUUCCAGCUUUGGCUGUAGCCAUGUGUGAAGGAACUAUUCUAGGACAUCUGAGAGCAGACCAAUGGAAAGACUCAAAGUGGAGGAAUAAGUCUGAGGUUUUUGUACUAGUUAGGAAUAUGAAGUCAACUGUGUACCGACCUGCUCUUGCAGCCAUUAUUCUCGAAGAAAAUGAAGAUAAAUUUUAUUGGUAGAGGAAAUUAAUCAGAGUUCUUUUUGGUUUUGCAGUGUUUAAAGAUACAUUUUUGGGUGAUAGUGAUAAAAUCAAAAUUUUAAAUAAAAUCUUGGACUACACGGGGGAAUAAGAGGAAUUUAAAUCAGUUGGAAGGAGACAAAAGUGUUUUAACACAAAACAUCCUAUCAAUUUCAAUAUCAUAUAGAUAAGCUACGUGUAUAAUUUGAUGCUUUUUGGCAAAAAGUUUAAACAGAUGUUUCACUUCCCAUACUGAAUUCAAACUGUAAAGAUACAAUGUUCAUUGCCCUUGACAAAAUUAUUUAUCCACUUUCGUGGAUAUUUCCUUGGGUCA